This is a messenger RNA of Chrysochloris asiatica (Cape golden mole), 996 nucleotides long. RefSeq names its product olfactory receptor 7G2-like. The coding region runs from base 1 to 996 and encodes 331 amino acids. The transcript has a single exon. Gene Ontology annotation, cellular component: membrane. The record is from RefSeq and is a predicted model, not a curated record. NCBI's taxonomy places the organism in Eukaryota, Metazoa, Chordata, Mammalia, Afrosoricida, Chrysochloridae. Gene Ontology annotation, biological process: G protein-coupled receptor signaling pathway. Gene Ontology annotation, molecular function: olfactory receptor activity; G protein-coupled receptor activity.
AUGGAGACCACACAUUUAAUUAUUUUGUCACCCCAUCUUUCUACUAGAUUCAUCAACAAUAUAGAAACCAGAAACCAAACAAUUAUUUCAGAAUUCAUUCUAUUGGGAAUGUCAGAGGAUCAAGAACUGCAGCCCCUCAUAUUUAGCCUGUUUCUGAUCAUGUACCUGGUCACAAUCAUUGGGAAUCUGCUCAUAGUCCUGGCUGUCAGCUCUGACUCCAACCUGCACAACCCCAUGUACUUGUUUCUCUCCAAUCUAUCUUUUAAUGAUAUCUGUUUGAGCACAACUACCAUCCCAAAGAUGCUCGUGAACAUACAGACACAGAAUAACAGAAUCACUUACAUAGGUUGUCUCACCCAGAUUUUCUUCAUCUCAUCUUUUACUGGUUUUGAAAAUUUUAUUCUUGCUGUAAUGGCCUAUGACCGCUAUGUGGCUAUUUGUCACCCAUUGAGGUAUACAGUCAUCAUGAACUCCUACUUCUGUGGACUACUGAUUCUACUUUCUUUGUCCACUAGUAUGAUGAAUGCCCUGCUCCACAGUCUGAUGGUUUUGCAUCUGUCCUUCUGCACAGACCUAGAAAUCCCUCAAUUCUUCUGUGAACUUAUUCAGGUCUUUAAUAUUGCCUGUUCCAGUACUCUCAUCAAUAAUAUUCUGAUAUACUUAAUGGGUUGCAUACUGGCUGGUAUCCCUGUAUCUGGCAUCAUAUUCUCAUACAUUCGCAUCAUCUCCUCUGUUUUGAGAAUGUCAUCAGCUGGGGGAAAGUACAAAGCUUUUUCCACCUGUGGAUCUCAUCUUUCAAUUGUUUCUUUAUUCUAUGGGACUUCUAUAGGUGUGUACUUCAGUUCACCAUUUUUAAACUCUCCCAAGAAGACAGCAGCUGUUUCAGUGAUGUACAUUGUGUUCCCCCAAAUGAUGAAUCCUUUUAUUUAUAGUCUGAGGAAUAGAGAUAUAAAGGUAAGUUUGAAGAAAUUCUUUAGUAGAAUACAUUGCUUUUAG